Messenger RNA from Saccostrea cuccullata (small rock oyster), 2363 nucleotides. Its product is annotated as 1-acyl-sn-glycerol-3-phosphate acyltransferase delta-like. Lineage: Eukaryota; Metazoa; Mollusca; Bivalvia; Ostreida; Ostreidae. The record is from RefSeq and is a predicted model, not a curated record. Gene Ontology annotation, molecular function: 1-acylglycerol-3-phosphate O-acyltransferase activity. Gene Ontology annotation, cellular component: endomembrane system. The transcript has 9 exons. The coding region runs from base 71 to 1252 and encodes 393 amino acids.
GACAACCGGAAGUAAAUAAUCCAAAAUCCAAAGUCCAAAAACCACUGCCAUUUGCGAAAUUAGGUUCAUCAUGGGGAACUGGAAGAGUUGGCCUAUCUGGUUCCUGCUGUUUGCCUACAUAUUCUUUGUCAGCACACUUAUCCUGAACUUCAUCCAGCUUCUGACACUUGUUAUAUGGCCAUUUGACAAAACCCUCUUCAGAAAAAUCAACUACUAUCUGGCAUAUGCCUCAUGGUGUCAGUUUACAAGUGUUGGGCAGUGGUGGGCAGGAUGUGAAUGUGUGUUACACAUGGACCCAGAGGAGAGGAAAUAUCUAGGUCGCGAGCACAUCAUGGUCAUCAUGAACCACAAAUACGAGAUAGACUGGCUGAUGGCGUGGAUACUAUCAGAAAGAAUGAGAAUGCUCGGGACCACAAAGAUCUAUGGUAAGAAGGUCCUACAGUUCAUUCCUCUGAUUGGCUGGGCCUGGUGGUUCACGGAGUCCCUGUUCCUAAAGAGAGACUGGACGAAGGAUAAGAAGAUAAUCCAGGAUGGAGUCCGGACAGCCAUGGAAUAUCCGGACGACUACUGGGUCACUCUGCUGCUCUUCCCAGAGGGAACGAGGUUAACUCCUCAGAAACUAGAAAACAGCCAAAUUGUUGCCAAGGAAAAGGGAUACCCAAUAAUGAAACAUCAUCUGUUACCAAGACCGAAAGGAUUCGCCUACUCUAUACAGGAGCUGAAAGGAAAAUUAAAUGCAGUAUACGAUGCUACAGUGGUGUUUGAUGAGGGUUAUCCCUCUCUAAUGGACGUGUUAGAAGGGAAGAAGAUAAUGAGUAGGAUCCGAGCCAGACGACAUGUGGUUAAAGACCUACCAGACUCAGAGGAGGAACUCUCUGAUUGGCUGAGGAAUCUAUUUAAAGAAAAGGAUGAAGUUGUGGAAAAGUUUUAUCAAACCAAAGAGCUGGAUCGACCAGGAUUCUUAAUACCAAAACGUUAUACUGACCUAGUUAUCCAUAUAUUCUGGAUCAUUGUGACUCUUGUGCCAUUAUUCUUUUACCUAGUCAAUGUACUCUUUUAUGGAAGUCUUCUUCAUAAAGUAACUGUAGUCCUAGUAUUUGUUUCAGUAAAUUUACUCGCUAAGUACAUGAUUGGAUUUACUCAGCUGGAGAAGGGGUCAUCUUACGGAAAGCAGAUAACCAAACGAAAUAAAGAUUCAGAGAAAGAUACAUCAUAUGACAAAGACAUUGCCAAAGAGAAAAAAGCCUCUUAAUAUUUACACAUAUACUAGUUACAAAUUACUCAUUAAUUUUAAUAAGUUCAAGCCUUUUUAUGUCAAUUUAUUUAUUUGGUGAAAUAUCCAAUAUUUCUUAAUUAUGAGUGUUUUUUUUACCAAGUAUAAGUUUGUAACUGGUUUUAUUUUAUCAUUUCAUAAACUUGGAUGUCCUACCAAAGUAAAAUAUUUACUUACAAAACACCAGUGUAUAUACAUGUCAUUUAUUUAUUUCAUUGUGUGUUGCUGUAGAGUUUUUCCCCUUAAUUAAUUAAUAUCAAUUUGAAAAUGUUUGCUUUCCCCCUCCAGACUCAGAUUAAAAGUAUUGGGUAAGUGGGUAGGUGAGGAAAUUUAAUUCAUUCUAGAAAAUGUCAGCAUAGAAGAGGAAUAAAAGAAAAAAAAUCAUGUCCAAAAAUGUAAAAAAAAAAAAAAAAAAGUUUGGAGUCAGAUCAUUUUUAUCAGUCACUACAACAGCUGGGAGAGGGGAAUCAAUCGUUUUUUUAAAAAGGCUUUAUCAUGUAUUUUAGUACACCCCCCCCCCCUUGAUUAAUGAGAAAUAGAUUUUUUUCAAAAGUUUAGUAUGAUGUCUUUAUCAUUCUAUAUAAAUCAUUCAAAUAAAAAAUUCAUGAUGGUUAGAUUUUCAUUCCAUCGUAGAAUUACAUAGACCAAAUUGCUCUAGCUUCAUUUUAGUUUUUCUUUAGUUUUUGUACCUAACUUUUCUAUUUACAGUGUAGUUAUUUUUUCAUACAUACACUUUUUUGUUAUUCAAUCAGUUACCAAACUACGUGCAGUGUUUUCCCUUUAUUUCAAUGAAAAGGGUUAGACAUCAAUUGUAAUAGACUAAGAGUUGAUUUUUAUGAACAAAAUCUCUGGACAUUUGAAAAAAUAUUUUUAAAAAAAUGUAUAUGAAUAUCUAUACUCUGUGAUGUUAAUUUUUUCAUGUGCUAGUGUACAAUCACUAAUUAUCUUCAGAGUGUCUGACAUUGAUCCAACGAAAGAAAGAUUUUGCUUGAAAUAAAAAGAACAGGUGUACAUGUACAUGUAUUUUAUUUAUCAGCAUUCAAUAUACUGGAUAUAAAAUUAUCAAGCCUUAUGUACUUUCCCUUAAUAU